This is a messenger RNA of Pungitius pungitius (ninespine stickleback), 3227 nucleotides long. It is a transcript of the gene chst6, whose product is annotated as carbohydrate sulfotransferase 6. NCBI's taxonomy places the organism in Eukaryota, Metazoa, Chordata, Actinopteri, Perciformes, Gasterosteidae. The record is from RefSeq and is a predicted model, not a curated record. The transcript is spliced from 3 exons. The coding region runs from base 349 to 1545 and encodes 398 amino acids. Gene Ontology annotation, biological process: N-acetylglucosamine metabolic process; carbohydrate metabolic process; sulfur compound metabolic process. Gene Ontology annotation, cellular component: Golgi membrane; trans-Golgi network. Gene Ontology annotation, molecular function: N-acetylglucosamine 6-O-sulfotransferase activity.
GCCUUCAGCCCAGCAGGAGCCGCGGGCCACGUCUCCGGACACCGCUUCCGACACGGUGCCGGUACCCCAGCAGAAGGAGGGGUGGGGGGAGGAGGACGUCGCACCGGAAAACUAAAGGUGCUCUUCCAUCUCGUGGCGGCUCCGUGCAGCUGUGUGACGGCCAGGAUCCACACUGAGGAGCCUGCACACAUUGAGACAGCUGAGCCCAUGCAGGUCUUUGUCUUCUUAGAUAUACGCAGGACAACACAAGCAGCAAGGGGCCAGGGUUGUGCUUCAGAAGCUCAGCUUCACUGAGGACGAUAAAGACCUACAUUGAGCCCUGGACAACGGCAGUGAUCCUCAGCCAUCAUGCUGCGCUGCCGGGUGAACCUCAGCACCAUGAUCUUCCUGGUCAUCCUGCAGGGGGCAGCGGUGGUCCUAUUCUGCGGCUGGUAUGUCCAGCUCAGUCCCUGCGGCUCUGCUCCCCCCAACGACAAAGUUCACGUGCUGUUGCUGUCCUCGUGGCGAUCAGGCUCCUCCUUUGUGGGUCAGGUGUUCAGCCAGCACCCGUCUGUCUUCUAUCUGAUGGAGCCGGCGUGGCAUGUGUGGACCAGUAUCCAGAAACAUGGUGCGCGGGUCCUCCGAAUGGCAGUAAGGGACCUGUUGCGAAGCGUAUUUCAGUGUGACUUUUCCGUGAUGGAGGCCUACCUGUCAGAGAAGAACCAGGUGUCCUCCUUGUUUAUGUGGAGUCACAGCAGAGCACUGUGCUCCCCGCCGGCCUGUCCUCUGACGCCACGCGGCCAAUUCAGCAACCAGACUCAGUGCAUCAAGGCAUGUGGUACCCGUGGCCUGCAGGCGGUGGAGGAGGCUUGUGGCACCUACAGUCAUGUGGUACUGAAAGAAGUGAGAUUCUUUGAGCUGGAAUCCCUAUACCCGCUCUUGCAGGACCCAAGCCUAGAUCUCCGCAUCAUCCACUUAGUCCGAGACCCUCGGGCUGUGGUUCGCUCCAGAGAGGAGUUAGCCAAAGCCUUCAAUAGCGAUAGUGCCAUCGUCUUGGAGCAGAAAAGCAUACCAGCGGCUGAGGUGCAGUAUCAAGUCAUGCAGGAGAUCUGCCGAAGCCACGUCCGCAUUAAUGAGAGGGCCAUGCUGAAGCCCCCUCCAUUUCUAAAAGGCCGUUACAAGAUGAUCCGCUAUGAGGACUUGGUGCGCAACCCACUUGAGGAGAUAACUGCCAUGUACGAGUUUGUGGGUCUGGAGACGACCAGCCAGUUGGGGGAAUGGAUCUACCGGGUGACUCAUGGGAAAGGCAGAGGCUCCAAGAAAGAGGCCUUCGAUAUCACCUCGCGGAACGCCGCCGACGUCUCCCAGGCUUGGCGUACCACGCUGCCACACAACAAAGUCAGACGCAUCCAGGAGGUGUGCAAAGAUGCCAUGUCGUUGCUCGGUUACGGGACAGUUAACAGCGAAAAAGAACAGAAGCGACUCGACAUUGAUCUACUGGUACCACGGGAACCGUACCAGUUCAGCUGGCUACCAGAUAAAACCGAGCGUCCUAGUGAUGGUUAAUUUGAAUGACAAACACACCGGCAGACUUUGUUUGACUGACGUUUGUAUGCUUUAAAGGGUUUAUUCGCGGUAUACUUUUGUAGGCAGUAAAUUGGCAUACAUUUGGGAAUAAACAAAAGAACACCUGGUCCAAUAACAUUAGCUGAUUUACCCUUAUUGCCUUAAGUCUGGCUCAUGUUUAAGAUUUUUUCUUUCUGCAAAUAUAAAUUUGUAUUUGCAGCAGAAAAAAAACCAAACACGUAUUUUCAGAAGAUUUUUUUUCGAUUUGGAGGUUUCUUCAUUAAACCGCUGCAAUCUCAAUGCAGUUGUAAAAGGCCGGUGGAGGAGGAAUGUCCUGUAAUUGGACCUCAGGCUUUCAUCUCUGCCCAUGAUGUGGUUCUGUCGUCCCCAUCAGUCCAGAUGGAAGUCAGGAAGAGGUCUAUCCCCAAGUCUCUGCCGGGUAGGCCGGGUGUCACUGCCCCAAGCGAGAGUGUAUCGCAGGCUCUUGUUGACAACUGAAUGGUAAAAGCGAUAGACAGGCGGUCCACAGGGAUGCCUGAGACACUGCUCCCAUCGCUCCCUACUCUGUACCUCCCUACCCGUCCCAUAAGUAGUUCGGACAUACGAUAGGGAUGUUCCCCAGAUCAGCAGAAAGUACCAACUAUGACCCAAUGGACUAACACAAAGAGACUUUAUUUCCUUAGUUACAACCUUGGGUAUCUCUGGAUCAUUCAAGUUUUACUCAAAGGGAAUCUGGGCCUGGCUUUUGCAGCAGGAAAGGCUCUGUGCAGCUGCUGCCAUCCGCCAGUGUGUACCAGAGAACUAAUGUCAAUUCAGCCAUUUGAAUCCACAUUGUUUGAAGCUGGACGUCAUGCCAGCAUUGCCUGAAGGCCCCGUCGGCCCUUCCAGGAGACUUUUGAUCCCCGAUGACGCUCCCACAGAGGAGGAGACUGUUUGUCUAUGUAGUGGAUUGACAUGUCAGGAAGCUCCCUUAGGUUGUAUCACCCACGUUUCAAUUCUUACCUCUCACAAUAAAAGGAUAAUUUUUGCAUUUUCAUGUUGUUUAUUGACGGGUAGAGGCCUUUAGUGAGUAACAUUCCUUGUGGACAGUUAGCUCAGUGAGUACUUCUGACAGCCACACUAUAUUCAAUAAGCAAUGCGUUCAAAGUUAAGCGAUGGAUUCAGAUUCAACAAAAUACAGUGCGUCUACUGUGUUGCGAAACAGAUGGUCCGUAAGAGUUAAUAUGGGAAAAGAUGAGUCUGUUUCUUACCUCUGAUUGUCUUCCUGAGACAUAUGAUCAUGUAAACAUAAACACAUGGGACACAUGGAACCAAGUGCUUUGCUUGGUACAUUGUGUUCUCUCAGUAUGUGUGUGCAGAAAUGUUGAAGCAUUUCCCAGUGGACACAGUGAUCGAGCGUUCUGCAGUAAUAAAUGCAUGUGGAGAGCAGAACUGAGCAACAGUGACCUCCAGAGCAACGGGAGCAGAAGUUCACAUUUAAAUGAGGCGUCUCUUCUGAAUCAAUCAAAUGUUUUGAGAGGAAAAGAAGCUGUGCCUAAACAGAUGAUAUGUUGACCCCGAGCAAUGUUAAACCUAUGACACCGUCUACUGGUGUGUGUGUGUGUUUGUGUGUUGGGUGUUCUUGUAUUUAUGCUUAUCAAGCAGAAACUUAAUGGUACUAACUGAAGCAAUAAACAUUUACA